AUGGGCUGCUGCCAAGACAAGGACUUUCAGGCCUCCGAUGAUCAGGCUAAGGAGGCUGAUUCGGAGGAAGUCGAAGGCACCGAAGAGGUCGAUAUGGACUCGCCGGACCAAAAGACUCUCAAGUCGAACGAAAGCGUUCUGAUCACCGUGCUGUGGCGGCGGCUAUCCCUGUGCAGCCGUCGGGGCUCUCGUGCAAACAAGAGGCACUCAGUCCAGAGUCAAAAGCAUGCGUUACAGCAGAGCAAGCGGGAGGGGAUCCUGGAGGAGCCGGAGAAGGGGUGA
Molecule: messenger RNA, 282 nt
Organism: Puma concolor (puma)
Lineage: Eukaryota; Metazoa; Chordata; Mammalia; Carnivora; Felidae
Gene: TEX54
Product: testis expressed 54
Source: RefSeq, a predicted model, not a curated record